Brachypodium distachyon (stiff brome) is the source of this 1792-nucleotide messenger RNA. Its product is annotated as beta-hexosaminidase 3. The record is from RefSeq and is a predicted model, not a curated record. Gene Ontology annotation, molecular function: beta-N-acetylhexosaminidase activity. NCBI's taxonomy places the organism in Eukaryota, Viridiplantae, Streptophyta, Magnoliopsida, Poales, Poaceae. Bases 40 to 1611 code for a protein of 523 amino acids. The transcript has 14 exons. Gene Ontology annotation, cellular component: membrane. Gene Ontology annotation, biological process: carbohydrate metabolic process; glycosaminoglycan metabolic process.
CCGUGCAGCUCCGCUCUGCAGGUUAGCUCGCUCGCCGACAUGGCGAUGGCGAUGAGGCUUAUCCUGCUGCUCCCCGUGAUCGGCUGCGCCACCGCUGCUGGCGGUGGGCGCGUCGAUCUGUGGCCAAUGCCGGCGUCGGUCAGCAGUGGGGACAAGGCACUCUACGUCGCCAAGGACCUCAAGAUGUCGGCGGUCGGGAGCAAGUACGCCGACGGGAAGACUAUCCUGGUAGAAGCCUUCCAGAGGAUAGUGUCAGUCAUCCAGAUGGACCAUGCUAUCGUUGGCAGUUACGACAGGCUUCCUGUGCUCACCGGUGUUAAUGUAGUUGUCCAUUCCCCGGAUGACGAGCUCAAAUUCGGGGUGGAUGAAUCAUACAACCUGUCAAUUCCUGCAACUGGCAGCCCGAUGUAUGCCCAAAUUGAGGCACAAACAGUUUUUGGGGCGCUUCAUGCUUUGGAGACAAUUAGCCAAUUGUGUUACUUUGAUUUUGUUUUGAGCAUAACUCGACUUGAUUCGGCUCCUUGGACUAUCAUGGACAUGCCAAGAUUUCCUUAUCGAGGGCUUCUUAUUGAUACUGCAAGGCAUUAUCUUCCUGUCCCAGUAAUCAAAAGUGUAAUUGAUUCAAUGACCUACAGUAAGUUGAAUGUGCUUCAUUGGCAUAUCGUGGAUGAGCAAUCAUUUCCUAUUGAAAUACAUUCAUACCCAGAACUAUCAAAUGGUGCAUACUCCUAUUCAGAGAAAUAUACAAUCAGUGAUGCACUUGACAUUGUACAAUAUGCUGAAAAACGAGGUGUGAACGUCUUGGCUGAGAUUGAUAUCCCUGGGCAUGCUCGCUCAUGGGGUGUUGGGUAUCCGUCAUUGUGGCCAUCAGCUAGCUGCCAACAACCACUUGAUGUUAGCAAUGACUUUACUUUCAAAGUGAUCGAUGGAAUUCUGUCAGAUUUUAGCAAGGUUUUUAAGUUCAAGUUUGUCCAUUUGGGAGGUGACGAAGUCGAUACAAGUUGCUGGGCUACAACACCACACAUUAAAUCAUGGUUGGUUCAACAUGGUAUGAACGAGUCUGAUGCCUAUAGAUAUUUUGUAGUAAGAGCUCAAAAGAUAGCAAUUUCGCAUGGCUACGACAUUAUUAACUGGGAAGAAACAUUUAACAACUUUGGAGACAAGUUGGACCGCAAAACUGUGGUGCAUAACUGGCUUGGACGUGGAGUUGCAGAGAAAGCGGUUUCUGCUGGUCUGAGAUGCAUUGUAAGCAACGCAGAUAAGUGGUACCUAGAUCACUUGGAUGCUACAUGGGAAGGAUUUUACAUGAAUGAACCAUUGGCGAAUAUUUACAACCCAGAACAACAGAAGUUGAUUCUGGGUGGUGAGGUGUGCAUGUGGGGAGAACGGAUAGACGCAUCUGACAUUCAGCAAACCAUUUGGCCACGUGCUGCGGCAGCUGCAGAGCGGCUGUGGACUCCCGUUGAGAAGCUUGCAAAGAAUGUAACAACGGUGACUGCAAGAUUGGCACGCUUCAGAUGUUUACUGAAUGAAAGAGGGGUCGCUGCUGCACCACUAGCUGGAUAUGGCCGCGCAGCGCCAUUGGAACCAGGAUCCUGCAUGAGGCAAUAGGAUAUUCAUAACAGGUAACUAUCAUUCAUACAGGAAUGCGCACCAAUUCAGGCUUCCUUUUCACCGUUUUGGGCAAUUUAAAAGCUCAUGUAAAUGUAAUCCGGAAAGUCCUGUACUUUAAGAGAACGUUUCAACAAUAUUGCAUUCCCUUUUUCGUGGUAAUUGUAACCAGUCUACGAUA